Molecule: messenger RNA, 2384 nt
Organism: Lactuca saligna
Lineage: Eukaryota; Viridiplantae; Streptophyta; Magnoliopsida; Asterales; Asteraceae
Source: the annotation of a GenBank genome assembly
CAUCAAAAAACCCCUCAAUUUCUCAUUGCUACGAUGGCCUUUCACGUCGCCUGCCCAAUUACAUGUCGUCGAAUUUGCUACUGCUCGCUAGGGUUUCCACGGGAGGUACAGAAUGAAAAGGGGCAAAUUGGGUUCUUGGAGGAAAUUGAUAGGCUCAAGGCGUUUUUGGAUGAUCCAUGGUUGAUUAAAGACGAUAAGAAAAGGGUACAGGUUCUUGUCCCUAAGGUCGAUGUUACGCCUCCUCCGCCACAGUUGACAGUGACUCCUAAUGCUGUGGUUGUUGAUGGAGGUUGUGAAGAUGCUGCGGAUGAGAUGUUAUCGGCACAGAAUAAGCGGGCGGCGAUGCAAAAGAAGGCGGCUGCCGCGUCAUUGGUGGCGGAGGAUUAUGCUCGGAGAUUUGAAUCUGGAGAUCCGGAGGGUGUAAAUAAAGAUUUAGCUGGAGAAGAGCAAGUUAUCUCUAAUGGAAAAGUAAUGUGUCGCCUUUGUUUUUCUGGAGAAAAUGAAAGAAGUGUGAGAGCAAAGAAGAUGCUAUCAUGUAAAACUUGUAACAAAAAGUAUCACAGAAGCUGUUUGAAAACUUGGGCUCAUGAUAGAGAUUUAUUUCAUUGGACUUCUUGGACAUGUCCUUCAUGUCGAAUAUGUGAGGUAUGCAGAAGAACAGGUGAUCCAAACAAGCUUAUGUUUUGCAAAAGGUGUGAUGCUGCAUAUCAUUGUUACUGUCAGCAUCCUCCUCACAAGAAUGUGAGUAAAGGACCUUAUUUGUGCCCUAAGCAUACAAAGUGUCACAGCUGUGCAUCUACAGUCCCAGGGAAUGGUUCAAGUCUCAGGUGGUUUCUUGGGUAUACUUGUUGUGAUGCUUGUGGACGAUUAUUUGUGAAGGGAAAUUAUUGCCCUGUUUGCUUAAAGGUGUAUAGAGACUCUGAAUCAACACCCAUGGUUUGUUGUGAUGUCUGUCAAAGAUGGGUGCAUUGUCAUUGUGAUGGAAUUAGUGAUGAAAGGUAUUUACAGUUUCAAGUGGAUAAUCACUUGCAAUACAGUUGUGCUACAUGUCGUGGAGAAUGUUACCAGGUUCGGGAUCUUGAAGAUGCUGUUCAGGAGCUCUGGAGAAGAAGAGACAAAGCUGAACAUGACUUAAUCACCAGCUUAAGAGCUGCAGCAGGAUUACCAACACAAGAAGAAAUAUUUGCAAUUUCACCUUAUUCAGAUGAAGAUGAUGAUACCCCACCCCCACCCCCACCCCCUCCUCUAAAAAAAGAAUAUGGCCAUUCCUUAAAGUUUUCCCUCAAAGGACUAAUCGAAAACAAAUCCCCUAAUAAAAAAAACAAAAAAAAAUCUUCUAAAAGAUAUGGAAAGGAAAAAGGACACAGUGAUGCUCAAUCUAUUGGAUCCAUCACAGGCGAUAAUAAUAAUAAUAAAGAUGAAGAUGUGGAGUCUUUUAGAAGUAGCGAAUCGGAUUUUUAUAAAAACAAAAACAAGCUUGUUAAUGAGAUUUCUGGGACAAGUUUUAAGUUUUUUAAAGGUAGAAUGAAGGAGGAGAGUGGAAAAGAUGUUAAAUCAAAGGACAUUAAGGGGAGAAAAUUGGUUAUACAUUUGGGUGGGAGACAUAAAACUUCAAUAAAUUCUCCAAGGUCUGAUGUGUCAAACUCCCUCGUUGACCAACCGUUGACCACUCCAAAUCGUGGUGAAGACAUGGUACAAGAAAGACCAAAAGAUAAUUAUUUGGACAUGCUUGCAAAUGCAAACUCAUCUAAGCUCUCUGAUGUAGAAGGAGACAACUUAAACCAUGAUGAUGAUGAAACCGGUGUUUCGUUUGGUAAAAGGAGCACGAAUAGGAGCGUGACACCUGGCAGUGGAAGUGAAAAAGUUACGCCUUCGUUGAGACUGAAAUUCAAGAACCCGUAUUCAGAUGAUCAGAGCUUUGUGAAGGGUCAAAGGUCAAAGAGAAAGAGACCUUUGACUUUUAUGGAUAAGUCAUCAUCUUUUGUUCAAGAAGAAGAUAAUAAUAAUAAGAAUAAAAAUAAAAAUAAGAAGAAAGGGGAUGGAAACUCGUAUGAUGAGAUCAUGGAUGCGAAAUGGAUAAUUCAAAAGUUGGGAAAACAUGCAAUUGGAAAAAUCGUUGAAGUUCAUCACCCAUCAAAUAAUUCCUGGCACAAGGGAACAAUAAUUGAAUUUUGUGAAGAUACGUCAACUGUAUUGGUUACUUUAGAUGAUGGAAAAGCAAUGAAUGUGGAUCUUGGAAAACAAGGAAUCCGCUUUGUUUCAAAGAAGCAGAGACUGUAAAAAGUAAAACGAGUGGUAAUAUUUUUUUUUACGUUGUGUUCAUUGAGCUGUGUGUAGUUAAAUUUUUUUUAAGAAAUGAUUUUUUUUUUUUUUUUUUUUUUUGU